AUGAGGCCAAACCUUGAAGCUCUAUUUUUUCUCCUUAGUUUGUCCACCAUUACCAUUUCAUUCAAAGUAAGCUAUGGCAUUAAUAUCUGUCCGGAAAUCGAAAAAGAAGCACUUUUAAACUUCAAAAAAUAUUUGAAAGAUCCCUCCAAUCUACUGUCUUCCUGGAAUUCUGCUCAUGUGAAUUGUUGCAACUGGAAUGGCGUCGUCUGCAGCAACAAAACCGGCCGUGUUCAUCAACUCCGUCUUCAAAAUUACGACGGUUUUCAAGAAUUAGGCGGCAAAUUAAACCCUUCUUUGCUCAACUUGAAGCAUUUGAAAUAUCUUGACCUGAGCCAAAAUGACUUUGAAGAAACAAUACCUUCCUUCAUUGGCUCACUCACACGCCUCGAGUAUUUGGAUUUAUCCAAUGCUGGAUUUUACGGGACGAUUCCCCACAGUAUCGGAAAUCUUUCGAAUUUACGCACUUUAAAUUUGGAAGGCAACAGCUAUCGAAGCGGACUGGAUGGCGACAGCAUUGAAUGGCUUUCGGGACUUUCGCAACUGGAGCAGCUCAACAUGAAUUACGUCAACCUCAGCAAACAAGACAACUGGUUACAGGUGAUCAACACACUUCCUUCUUUGGUCGAACUACGUUUCGGUUAUUGCAGUCUUAGUUUCGUAGCUCCCCUGAAAAACAUCAAUAAUAAUCUUAGUGCUUCUCUAGCCAUCCUUGAUCUCUCUUAUAAUAAGUUCCGAUCUUUCGCCAUACCGAGUUGGAUUUUCCGACUCGCAAGCCUCACUUUUCUUGAUCUAAGUGGCAACUCUUUCGAAGGUCCGAUUCCGAAUAUUUCCAACACCACCAAAAUCCAACACAUUGAUAUCUCCGAUAAUAAAUUGAACUCUGCCAUUCCCGAUUGGCUCUACACGUGUAAGGAUCUUGAGUUUGUAUAUUUCAGUUCCAGUUCUUUACACGGCACAAUUUCCGAGGGAAUAGCAAAUUUAACAUCUCUCAAGACCCUGUCUCUGUCUUGGAAUGAGCUUUCGGGCGAAAUACCAAGCGAAAUUGCUAGCUUAUGCAAAUUGCAAAAUUUGGACUUGUCCGUAAAUAAGUUGGUCGGAAACAUAUCGGAUUCGUUUGGAAAUAUGUCGGAUUGCUUCUUAGGAGCUUUAGAGUCACUAGAUCUCUCCGAGAAUCAACUCUCCGGUCAUCCAACUCAUCAAAUUGGAGAAUUUAAGAGUCUUAAAACGAUUCGUCUUUCCGGAAACUCGUUGUAUGGUCCAAUUCCAGUCAACCUAGGAAAUCUCUUGUCUUUGGAAACAUUAAACAUGGCUAGUAACAAGUUGACUGGAAAUCUUCCGGAGAGUUUGGGGCAACUUUUUAACUUGAAAUUUCUUCAUGUUGAAGACAACAAGUUGGAAGGUGUUGUGAGUGAAAUCCACUUUGCCAAUCUCACAAACUUAAUGGAUUUAUAUGCCUCUGGUAAUAACUUCACUCUCAAAGUAAGCCCAAAUUGGAUUCCACCCUUCAGUCUAACUAGUCUUGGACUCGGAUCGUGGAACUUGGGCUUUGGCUCUACGAUUCCUCAAUGGCUCGAUUCGCAGAAGAAUGUUUGGGAGCUCGAUUUAUCUAGUACUGGAAUCUCCGGUGAAGUGCCUAGCUGGAUGUGGGAGAUUCAGUAUUUGAACCUCUCACACAACCAUCUCCAUGGCAAGAUUCCAGAUAUAAUUAAUAGCGAUUUAAUGUGCUUGAGUUCCAACAAAUUCAGCGGUCCGUUGCCUCGAGUAGGAAGUGAUGUCAGCGAUCUCGAUCUCUCUAACAACUCGUUUUCGGGGGAUAUAUCUCAGUUCCUCUGUGGCAUUGCAAAUGAAACGACUUAUAGUUUGGAUGUUCUUAAGCUAGAGGGGAAUCGGUUGACUGGAGAAAUACCAGAUUGUUGGAAUAAAUGGUCGGCGAUUAGAGUGUUGAAUUUAGGCGAUAACGACAUGUUUGGGAGCAUUCCGAAUUCGAUAGGAUUUCUUACGAAUAUGUUGUCUUUGAAUCUACAAAACAACAAGUUUUCUGGUCAUAUACCUUUUUCGUUGCGUAACUGCACGAAAUUGGUCAACGUUGACCUUGCUGGUAACGAACUUGAUGGAAAAAUGCCGGCAUGGAUCGGAACAAGGCUACUAAAUUUGAGGUUUCUCGUUUUGCGUGCGAACAAGUUGAGUGGUGAAAUUUCUCCGGAUAUAUGCAACCUAAACUCUCUCCAAAUACUGGAUCUUUCGAACAACGGAAUUUCUGGGAUAAUACCACGGUGUGUCGAUAAUUUUACUGCAAUGGCCACAAAAAGAAGUUUCAGUAAUCAAUACGGCGGAGUGGUGUAUACUUAUUACGGCACAGGGGUUUUUGCAGAGAGUGUAUCAGUCGCCACUAAAGGAAGUGAAUCGCACUACGAUACCAUUCUUCCAUUGGUCACGAACAUUGACUUUUCGAAUAAUAAUUUGUCUGGAGAUAUUCCAAAGCAGUUGACAAGUCUAGUUGAAUUGAGAUCACUCAACUUGUCAGGGAAUCAUCUGACAGGGUUGAUUCCUAGUAACAUUGGAGGCAUGAAGCAACUUGAAUCUCUCGAUCUGUCGAGCAACUCUUUGUCCGGUGAAAUGCCGAAUAGCUUCAGAGUAAUGUCUUCUUUGAAUUAUCUGAACGUGUCGUACAAUAAAUUAAUUGGGAAAAUACCAGAAAGCACACAACUCAGGGGAUUUGAUAGUUCGAGCUUUAUCGGUAACGAUCUUUGUGGGCCUCCAUUGACAAGCAAUUGCAUCAGCUCUGGUGGACCAAAGAACGAACAUGAUAAUGGGAGUGAUGAUCAUGAACCUUCUUCUUCAGAGAUAGAAUGGUUUUAUGUGUUUGUGUCUUCGGGAUAUGCUGUCGGACUUUCAAUUUUCUGCACUACGCUGAUUUUGAAGAAGUCGUGGAGGGAAGCAUAUUUCGAGUUUAUGGAAGAGAUGUGGAACAGAGUUUAUGUGUAUUUCUACAUUAAGUGGAGGAAGCUCACAAGAACCUCAGUUUGAGGUGUCUGGCACUAUGGAUUAGGAUAUUACCUCUGUUGCUUUAUUUCAAUUUUAAUAAUAUGUACUCUGAGAAGUUGCAUUUUAGAAGCUUAAUGAAAGUUUUGUUUUA
Messenger RNA from Erythranthe guttata (spotted monkey flower), 3136 nucleotides. RefSeq names its product receptor-like protein EIX1. The record is from RefSeq and is a predicted model, not a curated record. Gene Ontology annotation, molecular function: protein binding. Lineage: Eukaryota; Viridiplantae; Streptophyta; Magnoliopsida; Lamiales; Phrymaceae.